Molecule: messenger RNA, 2045 nt
Organism: Nymphaea colorata (pocket water lily)
Lineage: Eukaryota; Viridiplantae; Streptophyta; Magnoliopsida; Nymphaeales; Nymphaeaceae
Product: RNA polymerase sigma factor sigC-like
Exons: 7
Coding region: 111-1790 (559 amino acids)
Biological process (GO): regulation of DNA-templated transcription; DNA-templated transcription initiation
Molecular function (GO): DNA-binding transcription factor activity
Source: RefSeq, a predicted model, not a curated record
GACGAGAGCGAGGGGGAGAAUGAAGGAGCAAUAGAGAUGGGGCACUGGUGGUGGAGGUGGGGGAGGAUGAGGCCUCUAAAUUUAUCCACCCAUCUUGGUCUGCACAAGAGAUGGGUGUUGGGUUCUUCCAGAAAUGGAAAUGGGUUCUCCCAAAUUCAUCUUCUUCCUUUUCCACGAGCACAUCUUCAUUGGCAACCAAACAUAAUUCUUCCUUCUCUUGGAAAAGCAGGGAACCUUUGUUCGAGUUGGCUAGGCUUUCCAUGCCGCACAUUGCAACAGAAGAAAGUACAACCCUCUAUAGAGAAUCAAUAAAGGCUUAUUCAUGUUCACUUGGACCGAUACAAAAGGUUCACAACGGUUCUACUUUUAAUGAAGACAGCAAGAUCAAGGUUUCUACAAGAGCAUCUCAAAUACGGGACUGCAUCAGCAACACUUGUUUGCAUAUUGCAGAGGAUAAGUCAGAUGGCACUGCAGCUGACUUCACAUUCUUGAUAGAAAAUCUUGAGAAAAUAGAAGGCUUGCUUAUAAAUUCUGAUUUGAUGGUGCUGGAAAAAGAGAUUCUGAUACAAAUUGAAAGGCUUGGCGCUCUGAAAUUGUUUCAUGCUUGUCUUUUAAAAACACUUGCUGCAACAGACACCAUAGACGUGGGUGUAUCAUCCAUUCCUCAAUCCGGAGAUGGUUUCUCAGAAACCAUGCGAAGCUACAGUUGUGGUUAUGUUGCUGUGCAAUCAGGUAAAAAGAAAGAGAGGAAAGAAAGGAGAACUAGAAGAAUGGCUAAGCCUGAUGUUUCACAAUCGUUGACUUUAUCAUCAAGAAUUGACAAGUCUAGGAUAUCUAUUCUCUCCAUCAAAUCAGCAGAUUCACUAAAAUCACGCAGAAGGAGACUGGAAAUUGCCAAAAAAGAGUCAGAUAUGACAAGUGGUGUUCAGGAAAUUUCAAGGUUGGAAAACGUCCGAAUCAAUUUGGAAGAAAAACUGGGGCACAGAGUCAGCUUGUCUGGGUGGGCUGAAGCAGUUGGUGUAGAUGAGAAGACGUUAAAGGACCGGUUAUAUUUUGGGUGGCAAUGUAGAGAUAAGCUCCUGAAAAGUACUCGUUCACUGGUGAUUUAUCUUGCUAAAGGAUAUCAAGGAAGGGGGAUAAGCUUCGAUGACUUGGUUCAGGCAGGACGGUUAGGUGUCCUUCAAGGUGCUGAGAGAUUUGAUCCCACUAGAGGAUACCGUUUCUCUACCUAUGCACAGUACUGGAUUCGAAAGUGCCUGUCAACAUUUGUGGCCCGUAAUUCUCGAGGGAUCCAACUGCCAGCAUCCCUGAACAUUCUAGUAACGAAAACUCAGAAAGCUAGAAGAGCUCUUCAUCGCAAGCAUGGGAGGUAUCCAUGUGACAAUGAGAUAGCAACAGUAACUGGAUUACCAUUAAGUUCUGUAUUGCUGGCAAGGAAGUGUUCACGCAUUCCCGGAUCCAUAGAUCAGAAAAUUGGCGAACAUCUUCAUGCAAAAUUCUUGGAAGUCACAGUUGAUACAUUUGUAAAGACCCCAGAAGAGAUGGUUGUGAAGCAACACAUGAUCGAUGAAAUUCAUGAAGUUCUAGGCACGUUGCAUCAGAGGGAGAGGCAAGUGCUUAUACUAAGAUAUGGUCUCAACGAUGGUAGGUACAAAUCCUUAGAGGAGAUUGGAAGGCUGCUAAAUGUGACCAAAGAGUGGAUAAGAAGGAUCGAGCAAUCAGCGUUUACAAAGCUGAAGGAGGAGGAAAUUCAAGGUAGGCUGAGUCCCUUCCUGAGGCUCUACCGUUGACGUUGAAUGACGGCCUCUCGCAAAUUAUUUUUCUGUAUCAAGUCCCACCCAAGAGAAAGGAUUCGUUAAGGAUCCAAUUUUAUUCUUUAUGGAUGGGUAUAUGAAGGCAGAGAAUCUGCAGUGCAUCCGGAAGCAGUGCGGCCACCAGAAUAAUGGCCUCAAUCCGGAAGCAGUGCAUAAGGUAUAAUGAUGAUGAUUCACCGGACUCAAAUAACAGACCAGUAUCCAUCAAAUAACAAGAUUUUUCUGUGUAAA